AUGCAGAAGAGAUGCAGUGGUUGUUCGAAAGUCUCGAAAAGAGACUGGCAGCUCUUUGGCGCCGUACGGAUCUCCACUUCUCAUCAUGGGACCACCGCUCUAGCACGACGAGGUGGACCAGAGAGUACUUCUCUCAAAGCAAGACACAGAUGUUGUUCGGCGUCGACGACGAGGACUUUCGCACACCUUUUUUUGACGUUGGUAUUCCAGCUCUCACCACCAGACACAGAAGCGGGGCGAAUCGGCAUGGCAAUAACCUCGAUUACUAUGAAAGCGUCCCAGCUGCUGGGGAAUGAAGAAAUCGCUUGGGCGGAGUGGGACAAGUACUUGCAGCAGAUCCGGAUUGGCACGGUCGCAGCCAAUCCCGACACCCUGGGCAUCCGGCAGCAGUUUCUCGCCUUCGCGAAUCAAGUCGAGACUCCCCCUGGACGGCCGACUUUUGUCGCGGGACCACGCGAUUACUUUGCUGACGCUGCACAUGCAGACGAUUUGCACUGGUUGUUCAAAAGGCUCGAAAAGAGACUGGCUCUGGCGCGCCGUCCGGAUCUCAGCCUCUCAUAUGAUUCUGCCCUCCACUUGGGCACGACAUGGAUCAGACAGUACUCCGUUUCCAUCAAUGAUGAACAGAGGGAAAUGCAGUACGAUGGUAUCCAAGAAAAAAACGUUGUGGGUGUAACUUUUUUGGAGGAACAGCAUUACAAAUUUGUUUCGCAUGAGGACAGCAAAAACCUGUCAUCCGCAGAUAGUACGUGAAAACGCCCUUUAAUGGACCUUACGAUGCAUGCCAAGCAUGACAGACGCAAUCAUCUUGCAUGUUGCGCAUCACAAAUUUACAAUAGCAGCGUUUUUUUCUUGGAUAGGCGGCUUCGACGCGGUCCGCUUUCAAAAAGAUUUUGUUGACGUUGAUAUUCCAGCCCUCAUAUCCUGUGCAAAAGUAUCGUACUCGUACUACUUGCAGUGAUGCACUACAAAUCUAGGCUGUCAAGGUAAAUCCGCAUUACAAAUUUAAUUUGUAAUGCUGAGAUAAUUUGUAUUGCAAUUUAUACUAGUACGAUACUUUUGCAGUUCAUACCUCAGCGAGGGGAAUCGGCAUGGCAAUAACCUCGAUGACUAUAAUAGUCACUAUGCCUCGAUGCGGUUAGUUAUCGAAAUGAAAAUAAAUCUCUUGACCCCAUACUGAAACCGGAAUUUUGUGAUGCUGAUUUUUUGUGGCCACAAAUCAUUUUGUCGUGCUAGGAGGGAAAAGGUGCGGACUGUAGUGCUGUCUGGGACAGGCAGUUGCUGCCUCUCCAGCAGGAGUACAAGAAGCAACUGCAUUCCCUAGAACAGCAUGCCAUCAAAGUGCCUGAAAAUAGGCGGCGGGUCGUGUGUCCCUUUAUUUUUACCUUCCAGCAAUACAAGUCGCGCAUCAGAAAUCUCUUAUUGAUACGGGAAGGGGGGAUAGGGAUUUGGAUUUUUCCAUACGAUACUAUUCUCGCUCCACCUACCUGAUUUUCAGGUAGAAAUCUCCCGAAACUCCGGACUCUACCAAGAAAUUCUUCGUUCCUCGCAGGCGGAAAGGCAAUUUGAAAUGGGCGGCCUCGGUGGGGGAGUCCGGGGCAUACGCUUCAUAAUUUUUUACAAUGACCUUGACCGGAUCCAACAGCCGGAGCCGGAGGAAGCCCGGGUCUCUGAUGUGGUCUCCAUUACCAUCUAUCUUAUAGUGACAAUAAUCUAAAAUAAAUCGGUAUGGGAAGAAAAACGUGUUACAGUUACACACCCUGAUGGAAGACAAGCAAGACAGACAACCUCUGUCAUGCAAAAAAUGCUUGCCAGCCUCAUUUCGUGCGUGUUCUCCCUUAUAGUCUGCGCAUCACAGGUUUUCUUUGCCAAGUGGAGCAAGUUUGUGAUGCAGAAAUUCCAACACAUGUGUAACUGUAACACUUUUUUCCUGUGAUAAUCGGAGCGAGGUGGGACGACGACGAGCCAGAGCCAUCGACGUCUACAACGAGGAUGGAAAGUCGGCAAACAAAAUACGUAGCCCGGCCCUCUUCGAGGUGGUCGUGGGUGCGCUAUUGAGUACUCAAGUACGAAAGUAGAUCCAUCUUUUACAACUUCUUUACCGCGACGAACGGGUGCCACUGAAGCUUGAUGGUGCCACUUUACCACGAACGGGUGCCCAUAGUGUACGAUUGAAAAAGAAAAAUCUAAAUCAUGAUUAUGCCUAAUAUGUUCAUGGACGUAGGUCCUUAUAAUUUCAGCGUAAGGACAUAACAACUCACGGAGCGUUUAUUGAGACUUAGGUGUGGAGUUCAUCGCUCAUCAAAAGUACGUAUUGUAAAAUUUCUCAGUAGUAAAAAGAACGAC
Amoebophrya sp. A120 is the source of this 2346-nucleotide messenger RNA. The record is from the annotation of a GenBank genome assembly. Lineage: Eukaryota; Dinophyceae; Syndiniales; Amoebophryaceae.